AUGGCAGCUACAAAUGCAAGUGCAGAACUCCAUGUUACUAUUCGAAUGGAGAUUCUUGUCAAUUGGCUAAACAUCAACGAAUGCCAUGAUCGUCCAUAUCCAUGUGAUCCCACUUCCAGUUUUUGCGUCAAUACUGAUGGCAGCUACAAAUGCAAGUGCAGGGCUCCAUGUUACCAUUCGAAUGGAGAUUCUUGUCAAUUGGCUAAGUGCCCUGAUCUCGUACUUCCCUAUCAUGUUGAGAUAGUAGGAGGAAAGGAAGUUCCAUACAUCAACGAAUGCCAUGAUCGUCCAUGUGAUCCCACUUCCAGUUACUGCGUCAAUACUGAUGGCAGCUACAAAUGCAAGUGCCCUGGACUCGUACUUCCCGAUCAUGUUGAGAUAGUAGGAGGAAAGGAAGUUCCAUGUAAAACUACUUAUGAGUUUUCGUGCUCGCUUGGAUACAGGUUAUCUGGCCCAAGCAACAUCACGUGUUUCGCAGGAAAUUGGAGCGAUGCACCUCCAUCAUGCGUAGACAUUGACGAAUGCCGUAAAAAGUCACAUGUCUGUGACCGAGAUAGUCACUGUGUCAAUACUAAUGGCAGCUACAAAUGCUUGUGCGAUCCAUGUUACUCUUGGAAUGGAGAUUCUUGUGAAGUAAUUCAGUGCCCUAGUUUCCCACCUCCUGCCCAUGCCAGACUAAAAUAUGGUGGAAACGAAGGAGGGCACACAGCUUGUAACACUACUGUCAGGUUCGAGUGCUUACCUGGUUACAACCUUUCUGGACCAAGCGAAAUCACAUGUAAAAAUACGGGAAAUUGGAGCGACGCGCUUCCAUCAUGUUUAGACAUCAACGAAUGCCAUGAUCGUCCAUAUCCAUGUGAUCCCACUUCCAGUUACUGCGUCAAUACUGAUGGCAGCUACAAAUUGCCCUGA
Molecule: messenger RNA, 912 nt
Organism: Corticium candelabrum
Lineage: Eukaryota; Metazoa; Porifera; Homoscleromorpha; Homosclerophorida; Plakinidae
Product: adhesion G protein-coupled receptor E2-like
Exons: 7
Coding region: 1-912 (303 amino acids)
Molecular function (GO): calcium ion binding
Source: RefSeq, a predicted model, not a curated record